ACCUGGCAACCGUUCAGCCUCGAGCCAAACUGGUUCCGGUACCACGUGUUCUUCCUCUUGUCUGACAGAGAGACAGAACGUCCCUCCGUAGUCUUCGCGUUCUUAUAUAUAGUACACGGUUUCAUAAUAGCGAGCACACGGCGAGCAGCUCUCACAGCCUGCCAGGGCCAGAUUGUAAACUGUGGGACAAGGUAGAAACUCUGGGGAUUUUAGGUUUGUCUCCCCAUGACAACGUGUCACCAUGGUGACCGCGGCUCCAAUGGUGAUGCCAAGCGGUGCACCUCUGAUGACGAGGACGCAGAGUUCACCGAGCUUGGGCCGCUGCUGACACAUCCAGCUGAAGUAGAGAAAUCCAGAGGUGCAUCAGCAUUCCCUGAUGAGGAUGAGAACGAGGAUGAAGAACAAGGAUUGCGGGUGGUUACACUGCCCAUGCAGGCACACCAUGCCAUGGAGAAGAUGGAGGAGUUUGUACACAAGGUAUGGGAAGGACGUUGGCGUGUUAUUCCAUACCAUCUCCUCCCAGAUUGGCUAAAGGAUAAUGAUUACCUGCUGCAGGGACACCGUCCACCCAUGCCGUCUUUCCGUGCCUGUUUUGGGAGCAUCUUUAGGAUUCACACAGAAACUGGAAACAUCUGGACACACCUGCUGGGCCUAAUUCUGUUCCUGUGCUUGGGCACAUUGACAAUGCUGCGGCCAAACGUUUCAUUCAUGGCACCCGUGCAGGAGAAAGUGGUGUUUGGGAUGUUCUUCCUUGGUGCAGUUCUUUGUUUGUCCUUCUCCUGGCUUUUUCACACUGUCUACUGCCACUCUGAAAAAGUCUCUAGGACUUUCUCCAAGCUGGAUUACUCUGGUAUUGCGUUGUUAAUCAUGGGCUCAUUCGUUCCAUGGCUGUACUACUCGUUUUACUGCUCUCCUCAGCCGCGGUUCAUCUAUCUCUCUGUUGUAUGUGUGCUGGGUGUUGCUGCUAUCGUUGUGGCCCAGUGGGACAGAUUCGCCACCCCUCGCCACCGGUCAACACGUGCAGGUGUUUUCAUGGGCCUUGGUCUGAGUGGGCUCAUUCCCACAAUGCAUUUUACCAUCGCAGAGGGUUUUGUGAAAGCAACAACAGUGGGUCAGAUGGGCUGGUUCUAUCUGAUGGGUGCCAUGUACAUUAGUGGAGCAUCACUUUAUGCAGCACGGAUACCUGAACGUUACUUCCCUGGCAAAUGUGACAUCUGGUUUCAGUCUCAUCAGAUAUUCCAUGUGCUGGUUGUCGCGGCGGCAUUUGUCCAUUUUUAUGGGAUCUCAAACCUGCAGGAGUUCCGUUAUGGACUGGAAGGAGGCUGCACAGAUGACACUCUGCUGUAAAAAAAAAAAAAAAAAAAAGGAAUAACUUGAACUUUGGCUUGUGCCUGCUCACUUCACAAUGACCUGGAUCCCACACAAUGCAGAUUUAAAGAUUUUUAGUAUCUCUUGAAGGAUUUUAACAUAUAUUUAAAUAAGGUGUUUAUUUGUUCAAAUGCUUAAAAGUCUUGAUAAAUGUGGUAGUCUUGUGUUUAUAUUGUUCUUUACUAUUUCACUGCAGCACAGAACAUUUGUUGUAAAUCACUGGAAUGAGUCAUAAAGCAUUACAGGGUUCUUUUUUAUUCUGACUGUUUUCUGGUCUAUUGGUUAGUGGUUCUGUACUUUAAGGAUUGUAGGGAAAACUCAUAUGAUCCAUGCUUAGGUCUCAGUUUUCUCAAACAUGUCUGCAUGAUCAUUCAUUAACUUUUUAUCUGAAAUGCUUGACCCAUAGCUUCAGCAGUGGGAUUCAAGUUGGGAAAAAUUGUACCUUUUGUUUGAGUGAACUUGGGAUUUCAUUCAAAAUACUUGCACUGGGUUUAAACGUUUUAAAAUAUUUUAAAAAAGCAAAAUAAAAAUGAAACCGCUAG
Messenger RNA from Carassius carassius (crucian carp), 1910 nucleotides. RefSeq names its product adiponectin receptor protein 1-like. Bases 226 to 1347 code for a protein of 373 amino acids. The transcript is spliced from 9 exons. NCBI's taxonomy places the organism in Eukaryota, Metazoa, Chordata, Actinopteri, Cypriniformes, Cyprinidae. Gene Ontology annotation, biological process: adiponectin-activated signaling pathway. The record is from RefSeq and is a predicted model, not a curated record. Gene Ontology annotation, molecular function: signaling receptor activity. Gene Ontology annotation, cellular component: plasma membrane.